AUGGUUAUAUGGCAAGCACCAUUGGCUGUUGGAUGUCCCCUUCCAGUCAACCGUGCGGUCGGCGGCUUUACAACACUUGAUGCCACGACGGCGACUUCCCCUACGACACUUGCGUUUGACUCUCAAGGCGAUUUAUGUCGUUUCCGGGCUCGAACAAGCAGUCAGAGCGUAGCAUUUUACGAGCCGCGACGUGAAUUGAACCGGGCCGCCCCGCCGGCCGACAGCCCCCAGGAUGGAGGCGGGACCGCCCCGCAGCUGGAGGUGGUCGAGGGCGCGCAUUUCACCAUCGCCCUGCCUGGCGCGCGCGCACCCGCCCGCACUACAGCCGCCCCCGCCGCCGACAGCCCCCCCAGGAUGGAGGCGGACCUGCCCCGCAUGCUGGAGGUGGUCGAGGGCCGCGCCUUCACCAUCCCCUGCCUGGCGCGCGCGCACCCGCCCCCGCACUACAGCUCGUACUCCCUGAUACUUUCUCCAUCCUCCUCACACUCCCUGACUCACCCUAACACCACUAAGUACUCCCUUAUACUUUCUGCAACACCCCAACGACACUCAUACUCCCUCACCCCCCCCCCGCCCCUCCCCCGCACUCCGACCCAGAGCCCUGCCCCGGAGAGGAGUUUCUUCCACUCCGCGCGAGGCUCUGAUUCUUCUCGAAAGGCCUUUGGAGUUUCCGAUGCCACUGACGGCUUCUGGGAAUCCUCCUUCUCGCUAUCAUCUCCACUCCAGUGUUUUACAUCAUCUAUACUUCAUAUUCAUACUCGCCAGCAGCCUGAGCCAAGCACCAAAGCCCCUCAAUUGGCUGGCCUCGAGCACUCCCAAAUCCCAACACAAGCAUGCACAAGGGCCUCCGCAAGCACACUCCAGGCACACCCCAUCUACGUCCAAGCACACACACGCACUCGGUCUCCUUCUCGUCUGGACAAGUCCGCGCUCUUGGGCUACGGGGAGAGGGCCUUUUUGCCUUCCGUUGAGCCGCUACGCAAAUAUGGCGGCCGUAAAUAUGGUCUGCCUCGCUCGUGCCUUCGCGGGGGCUCGGGGCGGCGGUCGGAGGCGGGCCUCUGGUCCCGCGACGGCGUGGGCGGUGAGCUGGGCAGCGUGGGCGGCAGCGUGGGCGUGAGUGCCGGCCGCGUGUGGGUGCGAGGAGCGGUGGCGGGCGGCGCGCGGGCGGGACCCAACGAUGGCGGCGGAUACACGUGCGUGGCGGCCAACGGAGCUGGCACCGACACCGCCCAUUUCACCCUCGCCGUCGUGCAGGAGAUCCAAGUGUCCGCCCACCCGCCCGCACAGACGGUCUCCGCCGGGAGCCGCGUCAGCGUGCGGUGCCGCGUGCAGGGCUCCCCCGUGGCGGAGGUUCGCUGGUACAAGGACGGCUCUCCGCUGCACACCCACACGCACGCCCACCUCAUGCUGCAGGGGCGCGACACGCUGGUGAUCACGGGCGUGGGCGAGAGGGACGCGGGCAUGUACCAGUGCGUGGCGGCCAACAGCCUCGGCGAAGCUCAGGCGUCCAGUCAGAUCAGCAUCCGAGACUCCGUGCCCAGCCUCCGCCACACGUUCAUCGAGCAGACGCUGCAGCCGGGGCCGCCCGUGUCCCUCAAGUGCACCGCCCUCGGCCACCCGACGCCCGUCAUCACGUGGACGCUGGACGGCCGCCCGCUCACGCCCUCCGGCGGGCACUACGGCGGCCAGCGGGUGAGCGUGGGCGCGUGGGUGGACGUGGGCGGCCAGGUGGUCAGCCAGGUGAACAUCAGCAGCGCCGGGCACAUGGACGGCGGCCUCUACGCCUGCGCCGCCGCCAACGCCGCCGGCAGGGUCGAGCACAGCGCCAGGCUCAACGUCUACGGCCCCCCCAGCAGCCGCACUCCCUCCAACGUGACGGUGGUGGACGGGGCGGAGGCGACGGUGGUGUGCCCCGUGGCCGGAUACCCGAUCAAGUCCGUGACCUGGACGCUGCACGGCCGCCCCUUGAGCCCCAAGCCGCGCCGGUCCCCGAGGGCGGACGGCAGCCUCGUGUUCCAGAGCGUGGAGGCCGAGCAGGACGUCGGCCGCUACACGUGCACGGCCUCCAACGCGCAGGGCAGGACGGCCACCGCCUCCUUCAUCCUCGACGUCCUCAAGCCGCCCGUGCUGGCCGAGCUGAAGUUCCCCGCCGGCCUGGUGGAGGGCAUGCGGUUCUCCCUGUCGUGCUCCCUCCUCAGCGGCGACCUCCCCAUCAGCCUGCGUUGGGAGAAGGACGGGCGGCCGCUCCCCAGGGACCCCGUGCUGACGGAGACGCACUCGCAGUUCUUCACCAACCUCGUGUUCACCGACAUCCGCGGGAGACACGCCGGAGAGUACACCUGCACGGCCUCCAACGCCGCCGCCUCCUCCUCCGUCACCGCCACCAUGCACGUCCGCGUGCCGCCGUCGUGGGUCGUGGAGCCGCAGGACGUCGCGGUCGUGGGCGGCGAAGAGGUGGCGCUGGAGUGCCACGCCCGCGGCACACCCACGCCCACGGUCUCCUGGAAGCGGUCGACGGAUGGCGCUGGCGCAGAGGACUCCGCCUCCGUGGUCGGCGACGGAUGGCGCAUAAGGACGCCCAGGACGGGAUCCCUGAGGAUUAGGGACGCCCGCGCGGAGGACAGCGGGAGGUACAUGUGCCACGCCCAAAAUGGAGUCAACCCGCCCAUCUCCAAAACCAUUUCGCUCACGGUUCUUGAGGGCGCGCGCGUGGAGGAGCGCGUGGUGAACGAGUCAGCGGCCGUGGGCGACGCCCUCAGCCUGCGGUGCCCCGCGCGCGGCGACCUGCCCAUCUCCUUCACGUGGGCGCGCGACGGCAUCACGCUCGCAGGCUCGGGUCCCUCGGGCAUGGAGUUCCGCGUGCAGGACGGCGGCCGGACGUCGGUGCUGCUGAUGAACCCGACGACUCGCUCGCACGCCGCCGUCUACACGUGCCAGGUCGCCAACCGCUACGGCACCGACUCCAGGACCUUCUUCGUCAACGUCGUCGAGAGGCCGGACCCCCCCGCCCACGUGCACGUGAGGGAGGUGACGAGCCGCCAGGUGUCGCUGGCGUGGGCGCCGCCCUUCGACGGAAACUCGCCCCUCACCCACUACCUGCUGCAGCACUGGCCCGCCCGCUCCGUCUCGCCGCCCACGCCCACCAACACCACGCUGCCGCCCGACCUGACGGAGGCCACGCUCAAGGGUCUCUCCCCUGGCCAGGCCUACCACGUGCAGGUGCUGGCCGUGAACGCCCGCGGGUCCUCGCCGCCCUCGCCCACCCUCAGCAUCACCACCCUGCAGGAGCCGCCCACAGCCCCGCCCACGCGCCUCCGAGCCAGCGGGCGCCAGCAGGCCACCAUCAGCCUCUCGUGGCAGGCCCCCGCGGCGCACCUGAGUCCCGGCGAAGUGACGGGCUACCAGGUGGGCUUCCGCGAGGCCGACGGCGGCGAAGCGGCCGAGUACCGGUGGCGCAGCGUGCGGGGGGGGACCAUGGUGGCCGAGAUCAGCAACCUGCGCCACUACACCGCCUACAGCGUCACCGUCAGGGCCAUCAACCAGGUGGGCGCCGGCCCCUCCGCCCACCCCGUCACCGUCACCACCAGCCAGGGAGUGCCGUCCGCCCCCCCGAAGGCCGUGCAGUGCGACCCCCUCUCGUCGCAGGCGCUGAGGGUGCGCUGGAAUCCGCUGCCGCUCAACCUCUCCAACGGCCCCGUGCAAGGCUACAAGGUCUACUACAAGAGGACUACUAAUAUUGAAGGUUCGAACGCCGUGGAGGUGAAGCGAACCACGAACCUGGAGACGAACCUGCAGGGCCUCGGCCGCUUCACCAACUACAGCGUCCGCGUGCUGGCCUUCACCUCGGCCGGCGACGGAGUCAUGUCCGCGCCCUCCUUCUGCACCACGCUGCAGGACGUCCCCGGCGCGCCCUCCGCCAUCCGCGCCCUCCCCGCCGCCCGCGACGAGGUGGUGGUGUCGUGGCUGCCGCCCUCGCGUCCCAACGGCGCCCUCCUGCAGUACACGCUCUACUACAGGCCCCUCAACGCACAUCUGGCCACCCGCGACAUCGCCGUGACCGCCGACGUGGGCGCGGUGCCGUGGGUGGAGCUGAGCUGGAAGGUGGGCGAGCUGGACGCCCACGCCCGCUACGAGUUCUGGGUGACGGCGUCGACGCGGGUGGGCGAGGGCGCGGCGUCCAGGGUGGUGUCCGAAAGCCCGUCGGCGAUCGUCCCCGCCCGCAUCAGGUCCUUCGGGCAGGCGGUGGAGGUGCGCGCGGGCUCGUCCCUGACCCUGCCGUGCGCCCUGGUGGGGUCGCCGCCGCCCUCCGUCAGCUGGUCCCACCAAGGGCGCGACAGCUCCCUGCACGCACAGACCCUACCUGACCACUCCCUGCACGCCUCCGUGGUGACGCCCGACAUCGCCGGAAACUACACGUGCCACGCCCAAAACCCCCACGGGCGUGACGAGGCGACGUGGGUGGUGCAGGUGGUGCAGGCGCCGCCCCCGCCCACGGUGAGGGUGCAGUACGCCACCGAGACGGCCAUCCACCUGUCGUGGGACACUUCGGGCGACGGAGGGAAGCCCAUCACAGGCUACGUGCUCCGCUACAGCCUGGAGACGGACAAGGCGUGGGUGGAGGAGCAGGUGGAGCCCGGGGAGACGAGCCACGCCCUGGAGAACCUGCGCUGCGGCUCCACCUACCGCGUGCAGGUCGCCGCCGUGAACCUGGUGGGGCGCGGAGAGCCCUCGCUCACGGUCAACACCAGGACGCGAGGAGCCGCGCCCCGUCAGCCGCGCCACCAGGACCUGGUGAGCGUGAACUCGUCGGCCGUGACGCUGCACCUGUACACGUGGCCGACGGGGGGCUGCCCGAUCACGUGGUGGCGCGUGGAGUACCGCCCGCACUCCGAGAGCUCCUUCACGCCCGUGGCCACCCACCUGGCGGGCGGCACGGACUCCAUCACCCUGCCCAAGCUGGCGCCCCUCACGUGGUACCAACUGCGCGUUUCGGCGCACAACGCUGCGGGCGCCGCCGCCGCCACCUACGACGUGGCCACCGCGUCGCUCACGGGAGCUACCCUGGCGCCGGAGUCCGUAGUGGAGGUGGUGGAGGGGGGCGGCGCGCCUCUGUUCCUGGACCCGCACGUGUUGGCACCCAUCGUCUCCGGCAUCGCGUGCACUCUGGCGCUCCUGCUGUGCGUCGGUCUGCUCAUCUCCAGGGGACGAGCCCGCUUCCUGAAGAGCGGCGGCGGCGGCGGCGGAGGCGGCGGCAGCGGCGACGAGCGGCGGAGCAGCGGCGGCCCGACGUACUCGCGGUCGCUGGCGGAGAUGCAGAACCACCGCAACGACAGCCAGGAGCAGCUGUCGCCCGCCGCCCGCGCCAAGCAUGAGGAGGCCUACACAGUGGAGGAGCCGUACGAGAUCUGUCCAUACGCCACCUUCAGCCUGCCCCCAACUGGUGGCGGAGGCGUUGGUGGAGGAGCCCUGGACUACACGCUUCAGUUUCAGACGUUUGGCCACCAGGACUGUUAUGAGGGCCAACCCCAGCCCUCGAGGUCCUCCUCCUUCAUGGGUGGGAAACGGCGCGAGGGUGGUGGUGGAGGUGGUGGUGGUGGUGGGGUGGGAGGAACCGGACACGCCCCUGGGCCCUGGCAAGGAAGAGUAACCAGAACACCACCCUCCCUCCCCCUCUUUGCAGAGAUCGCAUGCAUCUCAAGCCAGCAGACGCUGCCCAUAUCUUCCGUGGCUGUCCGCGGGCGCCCCUGUCGUCGAGGCCAGUCAGGUGAGGAAGGGCGUGGCUCUGACAGUGAGCAGGACACGAGUGGCAGUCCCGGGGCUACGCCUGCCCAUGGCGUGAGGGACACCUAUAAGGUCCCUGUGCGGCUCAGGAGAGGUGCAGACUUUAGCUUCCACCCUCCGGACUCCAGCACAGAGAGCAAUGACGAACGGUCCCCCAUCCCUCCCCGCCGGCCACCCCACCUCCAGCAGCAACAGCAGCAGCAGCAACAACCACCACCACAACAACUACAACAACAACAACAACAGCAACAACAACAACAACAACCCGCCAACCCACAACCUCCCCACCAACCGCAUGCCCAUCCUCAGCAUGCACGUAGACACCAUGCCUUCACACCUGCCCAUGCUCAUGUCCUCAGGUCUAACACCCUGGAGAGUGUGUACUCGGUUGAGGGGGCUGUGGGAGGCCCCCUUCGCCCCCCGACUGGAUUCUCUGACUCUCGAGAAUUGUCAGAGGCCGAGUGCGACCGUGACCCUCGGGAGGCUAGUCUUGGGGCAGGACAGAAGGGGAGAGGACAGCAUCCAAGGCGAACAUUUGGGCCACGCACAGCUAACGACUACAGCAUCCACGUAUAAACCCUAAUGUAGGCUGUUUUCAUAUUGUAACACUGUAAAACUGUAAAUAUAAUUUCUGUGGAAUGUGUGAAAUAAACAUAUCAUUUUGCAAAA
This is a messenger RNA of Penaeus indicus, 6450 nucleotides long. RefSeq names its product cell adhesion molecule Dscam2-like. Gene Ontology annotation, biological process: homophilic cell-cell adhesion; dendrite self-avoidance; axon guidance. Gene Ontology annotation, cellular component: plasma membrane; axon. NCBI's taxonomy places the organism in Eukaryota, Metazoa, Arthropoda, Malacostraca, Decapoda, Penaeidae. The record is from RefSeq and is a predicted model, not a curated record. The transcript has 34 exons. Bases 1 to 6357 code for a protein of 2118 amino acids. Gene Ontology annotation, molecular function: cell-cell adhesion mediator activity.